UAUUCGAAUAACAGGCUAAUUUCUAUCUUUUUUCUGUUCUUCCGAUAUGUCAAAUAGCAAAAGAGUCACAUUUUGGGAUAUACAGAGAAUGUAAAUUGUUUUGUUGUCAUUUGUUUCUUGACAAUGGCACGAGUCAGUACCGAAAGCUCGAAAUCGACAAAUAAAAUUAUUGAAUUUAGUUAAAAUUCUUAAUAUGUAUUUUGUUGCGGUCUUAUACAAGUUAUGAUCAAUUUCGAUUAUCAAAUGUAUCAGUUUUAAUUGUACUAGUUUACAGUUCUAUGGUUCAGUAAACUUUACUUUUUAACUGCAACUCGUGCAUACUUAAUCCUGGUCAGUCGGAAUCGACAUAGAUAUAUGUAAAAGUAGAAGAAUCAAAGCUAAACUUAAAAGAAAAUCGACCGAGAGUGGGAAAAUUAUGCCGUAUAAAUUUAGAUAAUCAAAGUUAUCAUUCACAUUUUUUUUCCUUCUCAUUUAGCCAUCAAAUAAUAAUAAUUCAACGAUAACUGAUUUCAAUAUGUUACAUACAUUAUCGGAAAAUGACUGGAAAAAAUAUUGUCUUGUUAAUCUCAUGAUAUCGAAUCCUAAUCAAACAAUGUCGACAAUUAUUGGUUAUCCAGCAUCAAUACGUACCUAUGAUGUAGGUGGAAUGUGUUCAAUUCCAUUUGAAACGACAAAAAAUAAUGUUACUAAAGAAUUAAAUUUAAAUACGGGUAUUACAUUUGUUAGUAAAUAUUUAUUAAACAGUAAAAAUUCAUCGAUUCUAUUUGAUUUGAUUAUGAAAACAAGUUACUUGUAUUUAAGACAAAUGGGAUUAAAUUUAACAUUGUGUAGUGUCAAUGAAACAAAACGUCGAUUUUUUGCUAAUGACGAUGUAGCACCUAUUGUUGAAAAAUGUUUGGAUUUAUUAUCAUCAACUCUAAAACAGUCGUUAAAACGUCGCUCUCAUUUAUGUUUUAAUCAAAUUGAAGAUAAUUUUUCAACAAUAAUAUCUAAAAAACAAGUUUAUUAUCAAACAUGUGAAGAAAAUACAGAUCAAUCAAUUGUUAUAGAUAGUAAAAACACAAAUCGAAAAAAACCGUAUAUUGAAAAUGCUUUAAAUAAUGAUUAUCGUGCAUCGUUUUUCGAACAAAAUCUUGUUGGACUUAUUGUGGGUUUUUCUCUCUGUUUAUGGGUUCCGAUAUCGUGUUUUGUGCACUUUUGUAUUGAUGAAAAAAAUAAAAAAAUGUCUAUGUCCUCGAGCAAUGAUUCAACGAAUGAAUUACUCUCAUCACCAACAUUAAGAAAAGCGACAAGACAUCGAUCAACUGUUUUAUCUGAAUUACAACCAUGUUUAAAUAAUAGUGUUCAACGAGAAUCCAUUCAAACUCAGACCGAGUAA
Molecule: messenger RNA, 1378 nt
Organism: Didymodactylos carnosus
Lineage: Eukaryota; Metazoa; Rotifera; Eurotatoria; Philodinida; Philodinidae
Source: the annotation of a GenBank genome assembly